AUGGCGUUGCAUAAUCCCUAUUGGGAUGAGUCUGUGUUCGACUUCAAUGCAGAGUUGAGUUUGAAGUUAAGUCUUGCAGAGGCAGAUCGUUUCAAGAAACUUCUUGAUAUAGAUGCAUUUCGCAGAGAAAUCAAGCUGUAUUCCGAUGCCAGCGCGCAGGAUUCGGAGCAGCUAAGGAUGCAAUCACUACUUUUCUUAGGAAUUAUCGGCCUCAGUGCUGCGCAGUACAGUCCGUUUCCAAAUCCAUUGCCGUUCCCGUUUCCGCCACCGGGGUCUCCUCAACUGUAUAGAAUAUGGAACGACCCCAAUUUGACCAAACAGCAGUUCGAAGAGGAAAUGAACAAAUGGGCGCAAAGAUAUGGAGUAAAGCAACAAUACGACAAAUACAAUAAGCAAGUGGAAGAUGAGAAGAAGGAACUUGAAGAAGGACUGAAGGCAGUGUCCAGAUACUUCAGAAGGACAAGAGAGCUCGAGAGUAAUAAGGCGCUCACCUAUAGACAGUUUGAUGAGAAGAGACGGGAGCUCUUCGAUAAGUUGACAUCGGAGCAGAAAGAAGCUGCACGAUUCUUGGAAUGCCUAUUUACUAAAUUAAGUGCCAGAUUUUGCGUUCCUGGACCAAUGGGACCUAGACCAGUUGGACCUGGUCCGAUGGGACCACACGGACCAUUCUAUCCAUGGUGA
Messenger RNA from Necator americanus (New World hookworm), 681 nucleotides. RefSeq lists its product as uncharacterized. The record is from RefSeq and is a predicted model, not a curated record. Bases 1 to 681 code for a protein of 226 amino acids. Lineage: Eukaryota; Metazoa; Nematoda; Chromadorea; Rhabditida; Ancylostomatidae. The transcript has 9 exons.